Onychomys torridus (southern grasshopper mouse) is the source of this 1758-nucleotide messenger RNA. It is a transcript of the gene Abi3, whose product is annotated as ABI family member 3. The coding region runs from base 56 to 1003 and encodes 315 amino acids. The transcript has 8 exons. Gene Ontology annotation, biological process: regulation of cell migration. Lineage: Eukaryota; Metazoa; Chordata; Mammalia; Rodentia; Cricetidae. The record is from RefSeq and is a predicted model, not a curated record. Gene Ontology annotation, cellular component: lamellipodium. Gene Ontology annotation, molecular function: SH3 domain binding.
GCCAAGGCUGUGUGUAUUUCAGGCCACAGACAAGCGGAAGGCAUUAGAAGAGACCAUGGCUUUCACCACCCAGGCCCUGGCCAGUGUGGCCUACCAAGUGGGCAACCUGGCUGGGCAUACUCUUCGAAUGCUAGACCUACAGGGCGCUGCCCUGCGGCAGGUAGAAGCCAAGAUCAGCACACUGAGCCAGAUGGUGAAUAUGCAUAUGGAAAAGGUGGCCAGAAGGGAGAUCGGCACCUUAGCUACUGUCAUGCGGCUGCCCCCUGGCCAGAAGGUCAUCCCUCCAGAGAGCCUACCUCCCCUCACUCCCUACCACAGAAAACCCCUCAACUUUGGCUGCUUGGAUGACGUUGGCCAUGGAAUCAAGGACCUGAGCACGCAGCUGUCGCGGACCGGGACCCUGUCUCGCAAGAGCAUCAAGGCACCUGUUACACCUGCCUCCGCCGCGCUGGGGAGACCACCCCGGAUCCCCGAGCCUGUGCAGCUCCCAGCCGUGCCCGACGGCAAGCUCUCCGCUGCCUCCUCUGCUUCUUCCUUGACCUCGGCGGGCAGUUCCGAAGGUGCCAGUGGGAAUCCCCAAUCCAAGGGACAGGUGGCUCCGGCAACCCCGCCUCCUCCUCCACCUCUGGCUCCGGCAACCCCGCCUCCUCCAGCAGCCUCCGCUGAGGUCUUCUUACCGCCUCCUCCGCUGGAGGUGUCCCAGCCCCCUCCAGAAGCAGAGCUGCCCCUGCCCCCUCCUCCAGCUCUGGAGGGGGAUGAACUGGGACUGCUGCCUCCGCCCCCACCAGGUUUUGGACCAGAUGAGCCCAGCUGGGUCCCUGCUGCCUACUUGGAGAAAGUGGUGACAUUAUACCCAUACACCCGUCAGAAGGACAACGAGCUCUCCUUCUCCGAAGGGACCGUCAUCUGCGUCACCCGCCGCUACUCUGAUGGCUGGUGUGAAGGGGUCAGCUCAGAGGGCACUGGAUUCUUCCCAGGGAACUAUGUAGAGCCCAGCUGCUGACAGCCAGAUCUGGCCCUGCACCAACCCAGCACUGCCUCAGUGGGCCUCUUAAGUCCCAAGAAGCCAGCUCCACAGUCAAGGCCGAACUAAGAACCUGUCUACCUCGUGGGCUGUGAACUGUGUUCGGUCCCUGCUCCACACAGCAGUGGGGAAGUAUGUGUAUGGGGGCGGGGGUCGCGCUAGAGAGAGGUGGUACCCAAGAGAAUUGCUGCAGAUGGGGAACCCCCCCCCUUAAAAAACUAAAAGUCAAGGAGUUCAGGCACCUUGCCCAGAGGACCCCUAGCUCAUAAAGAGCAAAUUGCCAGCUUUGAAUAAAACUGAUGGCCUCCUGAUUCUUGCCCCACAGGGCUAGAGGGCCAGGGGGUUGUGAUGGAAAGGGACGUCAAGAGAACCCUGCAGACUGGCCCAGAAGGACCUUUCCAUCCAGUCCUCUUUACUGUUCCCACUAGACCCCAGCCGUCCCAGGCGGCCACUCACGGCAUCUUUCAAAAACCUUUUUGCUUCUUGCUUGUGUUCAGUCUAGGCUCCUCAAGCCUCCCCCACUUAAAUGUGGCCGACAGCAAAGGGCACCUCUCUCACCCCUCCCCCCUCCUGCGGCGCAAGAGAUGAGUCACUUUGUCCCCCCUUCACCUCUUUUAUAAGUCUGAAAUACCAGAGGGGGGAGGGGCUUGGGUUUCCCUGGCUCUGCGUAAAAACAUGGCUUUCUGUUCCAUAAGGGCGGAGGGGGAUGCGGAGGUGGGGGUGCGGAGGACGGC